This is a messenger RNA of Papaver somniferum (opium poppy), 471 nucleotides long. Its product is annotated as stigma-specific STIG1-like protein 3. The coding region runs from base 1 to 471 and encodes 156 amino acids. The transcript has a single exon. NCBI's taxonomy places the organism in Eukaryota, Viridiplantae, Streptophyta, Magnoliopsida, Ranunculales, Papaveraceae. The record is from RefSeq and is a predicted model, not a curated record.
AUGGCUAUCACAAUUGUUCUCACAAUUGCGACUAUUCAUCAAGGAGGAGGAAUGGAUCAUCAAGGAGGAGUAAGUGUUGCGUCAAAAGAAUACUCUUUAUCAAGAGGGAACGAACAUAAUGAUAUACUAUCAUCGACGUCUAGUACCUCAAAAGCCAAACGCAUAAGUCGUUUCCUCAAGGAAGAAGUGAAACCUAAAAACCCAAGAGCUGCAUCACACUGUAACAAGAACGACAAUGUUUGUUACGCUGAAGGAAGUCCUGGAACGACUUGUUGUAAUAAUAAGUGCGUCAACUUAACAUCCGACUCUGACAAUUGCGGCGCAUGUAAGAGCAAAUGCAAAUUCUAUACGGAGACAUGUUGUAACGGAAUAUGUGUGAAUCUAUCCUAUGACAAGAGGCAUUGUGGGAGGUGUAACAACAAGUGCACGACUGGUGGUAUCUGUUUAUAUGGGAACUGCGACUACGCUUAA